Molecule: messenger RNA, 2722 nt
Organism: Lipotes vexillifer (Yangtze River dolphin)
Lineage: Eukaryota; Metazoa; Chordata; Mammalia; Artiodactyla; Lipotidae
Gene: TACC1
Product: transforming acidic coiled-coil containing protein 1
Exons: 13
Coding region: 1-2397 (798 amino acids)
Biological process (GO): nuclear migration; cerebral cortex development; mitotic spindle organization
Cellular component (GO): cytoplasm
Source: RefSeq, a predicted model, not a curated record
AUGGCGUUCAGCCCCUGGCAGAUCCUGUCCCCAGUGCAGUGGGCGAAAUGGACGUGGUCCGCGGUGCGCGGCGGGGUCGCCGGAGAGGACGAGGCCGGAGGGCCCGAGGGCGACCCCGAGGAGGAGGACUCGCAAGCCGAGACCAAAUCCUUGAGUUUCAGCUCGGAUUCUGAAGGUAAUUUUGAGACCCCUGAAGCCGAAACGCCCAUCAGAUCACCUUGCAAGGAAUCCUGUGAUUCACACCUAGGACUGGCAGGCCCUGGGGCCAAAACCCAAGACUCACAAGACGUGGACGAACAGCUGGUAGCAGAAGUGGUUGAAAAAUGGUCGCCUGAGGCUGGUUCUAGACCCUCAGAAAACGAGGCGGCUCAGCACACUACUGAGUCUUACUCAGUCAAGGGUUUCAGAGAAGAACCUGAACACGAUGUGAGCAAAAUCUCUGUCGUGAGGCCGUUUUCCGUAGAAACCAAGAAUUCCACGGCGCCCCGGGGGCCGCCUGGCCCAGCAGCGGCUCAUGGCUGCGUGGCCGCGGCCCUAGGCCAGGCCGGGCCCUGCCCCCGCGCGCCGGGCGCCGCCCAGGACCAAGCAAUGACCGAGGGCACCAUGGGGGCCACGCUGGAGGCCUCGGCGGAAGCCGACCCGGAGGCGGGGAGCCCGUGUCCGGAACCCGGGGCCAGCAGAAGCAGGCUGCGGAAGCCCAGGCCCGUCCCCCCGAGGAAGAAGGCGGCAGGCGGCGGGGUCUCCGAAGCCCACCCCGCCCCGGAGGGCGCGCGUUUUCCCCGGGCGGACCACCAGUCUGGUCCCGACGGAGAGGCUGGGAACGCCGCCACCCCUGCCCUGCUAGGAGGUGACAGGAGCCAGAAGUGUCCCCCCGAGGUGAGGGAGACACCGUGUGCCCCCGCCGGGGACACCCGCGACUCAGGGGCUGAGCUGCCGGAGGCCGUGAGGAGCUCCCCUCUGAAACUGGAGUUUGACUUCACGGAAGACCUGGAGACUGUGGAGUCCAGGAAAGCCCUCCCGAGGAAACCCGGCCGGAAACCGGGCAGCAGGGUGACGCCCAAGGUUCAGAAAGACGGCGCCGGGGAGCCAGCAGGCGCCCCGGGGGCAGGGGCGUCCUCAGAGCCGGGUCCCCGCCCCUGUCCCGGGGAAAGCCCCGACUUCGGGCCCUUAGGGGGCCACUCCCCGCUGCAGCACUCGCCCCUGCUCUCGGCUCAGGGCUCCUACCGCUUUGACCCAGAUCCCUUUGACGAAUCCAUGGAUCCCUUUAAACCCGCUAUGACUUUACCGAGCAGUGACUUUGGUUCUCCCGCCUGUAGUCAUAUUAGUGAAAUCUUAGAAUCACCCAAGAAGGCAAAGUCGCGUUUGAUAACGAGUGGCUGUAAGGUGAAGAAAUACGAAGCCCAGUCUCUUGCUUUGGAUGGGUGUUCUCAGGAUGAAGGAGCAGUGAUCUCCCAGAUUUCAGACAUUUCUAACAGGGAUGGCCAUGCUACCGACGAGGAGAAGCUGGCGUCCACGUCAUCUGGUCAGAAACCCAUUGGGGCCGAGGGGAAAGGUGAGCCAGAGGACGACCUGGAGUACUUUGAAUGUUCCAAUGUUCCCGUGUCUGCCAUAAAUCAUGCGUUUUCAUCCUCAGAAGCAGGCACUGAGAAGGAGACGUGCCAGCAAAUGGAGGAGGAUGGACCCGCCGUGCCCGCACUGCUGGAGUCCCUGGGGGAGAAGGGCCCUGUGUCCGUGGCCUGUGGAGGGGAGAGCCCGCUGGACGGCAUCUGCCUCAGUGAAUCAGACAAGACCGCCGUGCUCACCCUGAUAAGAGAAGAGAUAAUCACUAAAGAGAUGGAAGCAAAUGAAUGGAAGAAAAAAUACGAAGAAACCCGACAAGAAGUCUUGGAGAUGAGGAAAAUUGUGGCUGAGUAUGAGAAGACCAUUGCCCAAAUGAUCGAAGAUGAGCAGAGGACGAGUAUGACCUCUCAGAAGAGCUUCCAGCAGCUGACCAUGGAGAAGGAGCAGGCCCUGGCCGACCUAAACUCGGUGGAAAGGUCCCUCUCCGACCUGUUCAGGAGAUACGAGAACCUGAAAGGCGUCCUGGAAGGGUUCAAGAAGAAUGAAGAAGCCUUGAAAAAGUGUGCUCAGGAUUACUUAGCCAGAGUCAAACAAGAAGAGCAGCGGUACCAGGCCCUGAAGAUCCACGCGGAGGAAAAACUGGACAAAGCCAAUGAGGAGAUUGCUCAGGUUCGAACAAAAGCAAAGGCUGAGAGCGCCGCUCUCCACGCGGGGCUCCGGAAAGAGCAGAUGAAGGUGGAGUCCCUGGAAAGGGCCCUUCAGCAGAAGAACCAAGAAAUUGAAGAACUGACGAAAAUCUGUGACGAGCUGAUUGCAAAGCUGGGAAAGACGGACUGAGUUUCCCCUAUUAGCUCAGCAGAUCUGCAUUUGGCUGCUUCUCUCGUGACCACGAUUAUCUUGCCUUAUCCAGGAAUAAUUGCCCCUUUGCAGAGAAAAAAAAAAACCCACGGAACUUUACAAAAGCACAUACCUACCGCUGCCUGUCCCGCUUUGCUGCCGACGCACCCACCCGGGAAGCGCCACUGGAGGAUUUACUGCGCAGCCGCUGAAGGAGUGGCCUGACCGACCUGUCGGGCUCAGUGAGACGGGCUGCCCAGUCUGGGCGGGAUUCUUUAUCUUUGGUUUGUUUUAAAGUCAUCUUUACUUACCCCAGGUGUGUUCA